AAACUUCAGCUUUGUGUCGGCAGCCGACAGCGCGACGUCUAGAGUGUCCUCGCAUUCCUCCCUUGUCACUUUGGACACUACCGCCUUUACGAUGUCGCGGUGAUUCUCUGCGCUGCAAAGGGCCCAAAGUGCGUCUACAGCGCUUCUUUGCCGCCAACCACUCCCUACCGAUAACCCUGCGUCCGAUCAAGCCACCACCCUGAUCCCUGCCAUCCGCGGCCCCAUUCCUUCCCUGUUGUAUUGUUAUCAUGACCGGUUUCUUGGAUUUACCACUGGAAAUUCGCAAUGUUGUCUAUGAUUUCCUGCUCCGAGAAGAGCUGGAACCCCACUUCCGAGCCGUUAUGGCCGUUUCGGAGGUAUAUGUCAAAGAGCGUCUGCCCCUUCGGAACUACCGCGGCCUUUUACAGACUUGUCGAAAGACAUACUGCGAGUUCAAGCAAGCAAUACAACAUCUGGCGGCUUCAAAGCAGCUAGAGUACGAACUGGACAUUACGUUUUCCCACGGCCGGCCAUAUUUCGCUUUGACAUGGGUGUGGUUUCCCGGAUUAUCGUCCACUAUCAACUCGCUCGUCGUCAAUGUGGACCUGCGCAUCCGGGAACCUUUCUAUUACGAAGGACAUUUCCAAUCCCCGCACGACCACGAGCUUGCCCAUCUUAUCGAGGACGUAUCCGAGAGUUUCGCAGAGCAAUUGUUCGACUACAUAGCUAUCCUACUUAAGACGCUGGCAAAUCUUCUUUCGUAUGGCGAUUCAAGAUUCAACCUAUUGUACACCGAGAGUCUUAUUCUCAACUUCCGCACACCGACCACCAUGGUGCCGGGUUUGGAGGUUCCACGAGCAGAGCAGCGCCGUGUCAAUGUUGACGCGGACGAAGCUGAAGACCUACUCGAGACGAUGCAGACAACCCUCAAAGCGAACGCGAAAGCUUUUCAAGCAUUUGCCGCUAGUCAAUGCGGCUUGUUGUCACCCCUGAUCCAAAUCGGAUCGCUCCAGUUCGCGGUAGAGGGCGUGGUAUGGGGCGAAGGACAUAACCUGAUUCUUGCGCACAACGACUUUCAAUGGUUGCAGUAUUGAUACCUGGUUGGUGCGGCGUUUUCAGCGUGACGGCCGAGAGAGUAUCGACAUUCUAACGACUUUACGACAUCUGCUUCGAGUAUAUUCUGGCGUUGAUUGCAGCAAGACAUGCUAUUUCAGCGAUCAAGAUUUUGUUUGGGCGGUUUC
Molecule: messenger RNA, 1220 nt
Organism: Paraphaeosphaeria sporulosa
Lineage: Eukaryota; Fungi; Ascomycota; Dothideomycetes; Pleosporales; Didymosphaeriaceae
Exons: 1
Coding region: 249-1073 (274 amino acids)
Source: RefSeq, a predicted model, not a curated record